GAAGCCACCAAUUUGAAGAAACAUCUCCCCUUUUUUUGCAGCGUAUGUGUAUGCAUGUGUGUUUUGUGCAUGCGCGCGCGCUCAUUUCUUUCCUUUCAAACAUAUAUACAUUUUUUUAAUUUUUAAUUUUAUAUUGUUUAAUCCUGGGGCUGGAGAGAGCGGAGCCAGGGAGAGGCGGCGACGUUAGAGUAACGCUGCGCCGUGAGGGCUCCCGCGGGUGUAGACGUGGGCGGCUGCGGCUUUGGGCUAAAGCUGUGAGCACCGGCAACGAGUGGGGCUUAGGGACCCGGCAACCGCGAGUAGGCCAGGGGUGCUGGGAGGAGCCCUGAUGUAAGAAUGUUAAUGAGAGGCUCCCCCAGCCCAGCCCCCACCCCUCCCCACCCCCACCCACCCCACCCGUUGCAGAGAGGAGCCCGGCCUCGGCGCGCCAUGUGUGGUAACGCGCUGCGCCGCUGCCACGCUAUUUAAACACCGGCUAUGGAUCCAGAAACCCGCGCGAAUCAAUGGGAUCAAACGCGAAGGAGGUGCACCGUCAAUUACAAGCACUUGGACAAGUUUAACUUUUUUUUUUCUUUUACAAAUAAGGCCUUCAAACGCAACCUUAGCAACGCCCAAAUAAGAAGCCACCUCUAAGCCAAAUAGCCUAUGUGCAAAGGGAGGGAGAAUAUAUAUAUAUAUUUAUAAUAAGUCUAUAUGUAUAUUACAGACGCACAGGUUUACAUUCUGUGAACUUUUUUCUUUUUUCUUUCUUUCUUUACUUUUUUUUUUUUUUAACCUAGGGACAUUGCAGAGGAAUCUUCCUCUCUAUCUUUUGGCGCGUUACUGAAGGGGGUAUUCUGUUUUCUUGGAGCGCCCAAGGGGGCGCAGGGACAGAGGAAAGAAAAGAGCGGAGAGGAAAGGGGCAGGGUGGGUGGGGGGCAGAGGCCGAGCCGGCGGCCAGGGCGAGCGCUUGCUGGCAACACCAUGCGGUCCCUGCUGCUGUUCACUUUCUCGGCGUGCGUGCUGCUGACCCGGGCGCUGCUGGCUGGCGACGCGAGCAGUGCCGGCGGGGACACCCGGCCAGGCAGCAGGCGCCGGGCGAGAGAGGCGUUGGCGGCUCAAAAGAUCGAGGUGCUCGUGCUAUUGCCCCGGGACGAUUCGUACUUGUUCUCGCUGGCCCGGGUGAGGCCGGCCAUCGAGUACGCGCUGCGUAGCGUGGAGGGCAAUGGCACCGGGAGGAAGCUGCUGCCGCCGGGCACUCGCUUCCAGGUGGCCUACGAAGACUCGGACUGCGGCAACCGUGCGCUCUUCAGUCUGGUGGACCGCGUGGCGGCGGCGCGCGGCGCCAAGCCGGACCUCAUCCUGGGGCCCGUGUGCGAGUACGCGGCGGCGCCGGUGGCCCGGCUGGCGUCUCACUGGAACCUGCCGAUGCUGUCCGCAGGAGCGCUGGCCGCCGGCUUCCAGCACAAGGACUCGGAGUACUCGCACCUCACGCGCGUGGCGCCUGCCUACGCCAAGAUGGGAGAGAUGAUGCUCGCUCUGUUCCGCCACCACCACUGGAGCCGCGCUGCCCUGGUCUACAGCGAUGACAAACUCGAGAGGAACUGCUACUUCACCCUCGAGGGGGUCCACGAGGUUUUCCAGGAGGAGGGUUUGCACACGUCUGCCUACAAUUUCGACGAGACCAAGGACUUGGACCUGGACGACAUAGUGCGCUACAUCCAGGGCAGUGAGCGAGUGGUGAUCAUGUGUGCCAGUGGUGACACCAUUCGGAGAAUCAUGCUGGCGGUGCACAGACAUGGCAUGACCAGUGGAGACUACGCUUUCUUCAACAUUGAACUCUUCAACAGUUCUUCCUACGGAGAUGGCUCGUGGAAGAGAGGAGACAAACACGACUUUGAAGCUAAGCAAGCAUACUCAUCCCUCCAAACAGUCACCCUACUGAGGACCGUGAAACCUGAGUUUGAGAAGUUUUCCAUGGAGGUGAAAAGUUCUGUUGAGAAACAAGGGCUCAAUGAGGAGGAUUACGUGAACAUGUUUGUUGAAGGGUUCCAUGAUGCUAUCCUCCUCUACGUUCUGGCUUUGCAUGAAGUGCUCAGAGCUGGCUACAGCAAGAAGGAUGGGGGGAAAAUCAUCCAGCAGACUUGGAACCGGACAUUUGAAGGUAUCGCUGGGCAGGUGUCCAUAGAUGCCAACGGGGAUCGGUAUGGGGACUUCUCUGUGGUUGCCAUGACUGACACAGAAGCAGGCACCCAAGAGGUCAUUGGUGAUUACUUUGGAAAAGAAGGCCGGUUCAAAAUGCGAUCGAAUGUCAAAUAUCCUUGGGGCCCUUUGAAACUGAGAAUAGAUGAAACCAGAAUUGUGGAGCACACCAACAGCUCUCCUUGCAAAUCAUCAGGUGGCCUAGAAGAAUCCGCAGUGACAGGAAUCGUUGUGGGGGCUCUACUAGGUGCUGGUUUGCUAAUGGCCUUUUACUUUUUCAGGAAGAAAUACAGAAUAACCAUUGAGAGACGGAGUCAGCAAGAGGAAAGCAGCAUCGGGAAACAUCGGGAGUUACGGGAAGAUUCCAUCAGAUCACAUUUUUCAGUGGCUUAAAAGAAAUGCCCUUCUCCCUUUGUCUGCUUGAGAUUCCUUAAAGAGAUAAAUGGAAGGACAGACAUCAACACUACAGAAAGGGCGUUCUUGGAGAAUUCAUUCUUUUAAGCAGUAGUCAUUUCAUUUUAAAUUUUCUUUAGAAGCUCAGGAAUGAUUAUUAAUCACUAUCUGCCUUCUGGCCUUUUAUCUCACGGCAAACAAAUAUAACGAUGUAACGUAAUCCUGUUAAGUGUUCUGGCUGCUGGAGGGGCAUCGGAGUAGAUUUAUGUCUUGAAAGUCUGCAGCCUCCAUAUCUUGAUUGCUUUGGGGGCGUUACACACAAGGUUAUAAAAAUGUGGUUUUUCUGAAAUGAAAUGUUUUGUAGCUAGAAUAAAACAAUUUUUACAAGUAGAAUAUUCUUGGAAAGAAUUUAACACUCAAUAAGAGGACAAUGGAAUGAAAGAAAUCUCAAGGCUGGGAAUGCAAUGCCCCGUUCUCUGGAACUGGGGGACAGGUUUGUGGUUGACGAAGGUUGCCUCCAACAUCCACAUUCAGGUCUGACUUCAUAUCUCAAGAAAGGAUCCUCCCUGUCUCUUUUAGUGUCUCAUCAAAGCUACUCUGGAAAACUGUAAAUAUGAGUGAGCAAGGAGGACUUAUAUAAGAAAAAUGAGUCUAAAAUGUUUCUUUUAUGAUGUAAAAAAAGCCCUACUUCACACUAACAUUUUAUUUUUAAGUAUUUUAAUCUUAUAUUUUGGUAUUAGAAAUGUGUCUAUUUUUUCAUUUUGAAGAUUAAAUUUCACUUAUAUUUUAAGAGCACGGAGGAGGUGUGUGACAAAUCUGUGGCUAGGGAGAAAUGGUUCUCUUUUUCUCUGCUGUCCUCUGUCCCUGGGCUGUGGCUAAUACUAACUGCUGCUCUGACUGAAGACUCGCAGAAGCCUGUUCAGCUCAUGAACUCUGAAGGAAUACACUGAUGUUAAGCCGUGUUCAUUUUCGACUGUUUUAAAUGUAUGUUAUUAGAGGGCUACAUCCUUUCUAACCAUGGUCAAAUGAUGCCCUUCAAAACCAGUAGACUUAAGUGGAGUCUAUAAAGAAAUACAACCCCUUUCCCUCAAGAAUAAGUUGACAGCAAGAAUUUUGACAGCAAGACACAGUCGUGAUACAUUAAAAAAAAAAAAAAACUGCUGGCGAUUUAUCAAAAUUUGAGGUGAUGAUUUUAAUUAAAAAAGGGAAUGUUGAUAUCUGCUGUGUCCUUUCCACCUCAUAGAGUUUCGCAGCCACCACAAAUGAUGCAUAGUUUGGGCAGUGAGCUAGGACAGACAAGGGCAGUGUGGCCAAGACUGAGCCAGUCUUUGCUGGGUAUCUGCUUUGCGCUCAGUUCUGGAUGCAGAAGUUUAAAUUCUGGUUCCUACUUUAUCAGAGAGAAGAAGGGUACUGUCUUGUAAUUUUGCCUUUCUUGGUAACAUUUUUGAGUAUCUGAAACCCAGUUUAAAGGGAAGAAAUUAGAUAACUCCUUGGAGGUCAUAUCCAUUCAGGCUAACUGUGGAGGAAGCCAAGCAAGAGCAGCAAGCUCUGGAAGCUAGCUUCCCAGGGAAGGAGUGUGUCACACCUCAUUCUCUCAGAUGAGUCAAAGUGAGCGGGGCUGCAUCUGUGUGGGGUGAACUUCUUUACGGCUCAGGAAAUGGGAUGCAGACCACAUGAUAAAAUGAAUUAGCUGUUGAACAACGGAAGGAGGCACAUUGUGCUUCUGCAUGUGGGAUAUUGAGGGAAAGGUGCUGACUUCAAAAGGAGCAGAAAACUGUAGGCCAGAAAGGUAAACUUCAAAAUGCUAAUCCAGGAGGUGAGCUUGUGGAGCACAACUCAGGAAGGCAGCGGCUGGUGGUCAGGGACUCACAUAAGGAAGACAGAUGGGCAGAUUGCAACCACCCCAGUUCUCAGAACCAGAGAGCUGCUUAUUUCUCUCUUCCUUUUUCAAUGAUGUUUUCCCUGUGUUUCAGAGAUACUCAUUUCCUAAUGUUUAUUUUUUUGAACCUGUGUGUUAAUUACAGGAGGGUGGGAAAAGUUCUCUACCUGGCUAUAUUCUUUGGGUGUAAAUAUUAUGUCUAAUUCUUUCUUGAAUUUAUAAAGUUGUCCAUAAAUGGCAGCAUAGUUACAACAGUAUUUUUUAAUUUCUGCUCCAGCUAGAGGAGUUGUUCCAAGGUUAAUAGCAUAUUCCCAGAUUAGAUGUUAAAGAUGAGAAGGGAGCUAGCCUUUAAAACAUAGGCAGGGUGAAUCAUGAGGUCUCUGGAGUCAAUUCUUACAAUUUUAAGGCAAUUCUAGUAUUGUUAAGGUUGAUUGCUCAUUUACAUGUCUGCCGUAUAGUUUGUCUUUCUUGUAUGUCUUUACAUGGCUAGGCAAGGUGGCCCAUAUCUUCCAUCCCAGCACUUGGGAGGCAGAAGCAGGGGGAUAUGUGUGAGUUUAGGGCUAGGAUGGCCUCCAUAGUGAGUUUCAGGUCAACUGUAGUUCACAGUUAGACCUUGUCUCAGAAAGAAUAAGUCUCCAUAUGAGUUGCCAAAACAUCAUUAAGUUUUGAAAACACCACUAAGUUGGGAAGCCUUUGCUGAGAGUAUAGAUGUCUGUUCCAUGGUGGCCCUGGGUUAAGAACUCUUGAUAUUGUAUUGUAGAAUUUAAAUUCUUAACUGCUAAGCAACAACUUUGACAACUAGUCAUUCGUAAUUUGCCAGUAGUCAACUAUUAGAUUAUAAACAAAAUGGAACUUUAUUUCUUAAGCCAUUCUAUAAAUUUUUACUCUUAAGUCCAAUGAUCAAGGUUUCAAAGGGGGGGCAUUUUAUUAGCAUUUUUCAUAUCUGGUCAAAUAUAAGUUCAUAUGCAAGCCAAACUAAGCAUAUACUUAUGGUGAUGGAAAUCAACACAAGCUUUAUAGGCAAUACUAUUGUUUUAGAUUUGAGAAGCUGAACUCAGAAAUAAAACUUUCUGGGUAGAGUUAUAUCUAUUCCCAACACAAACAGAGGUUUCACACGGAAUCUGUCAACAUGUAUUGUUUUGAAGAACCAUCAGCAAGCAUGCCUUUCCCCGAACCACAGACAGAAUUCUGCUUGUCUUUUUUUGUUUUGUUUUGUUUUGUUUUUCCAUUUCUUCCACAUGUCUUGAAAUAGUUGUUUACAAUUCAGAAUUCAUGGAGGAGAGGGAGAAUCCAAUGGAAUGAGAGCAGAUGCCCCACCCCCAUUUCCUCUUUCUCUUGAAUGAAAAGCUUUGGAAUGCCAAGUCACUUCCCCCUGCUUACAGGCAUCCUGUGCCUUUGCUGAAGGCACGUCUACCUUCUGUGUCCCUAACUUACCUCUUUUCUUCUGGUUGGGACUGAUUGUAGGGGCCUAAGAUAGGCAGUGGGAAGUGAAAAGGGAGGCCUUGUAUAUCUCAGAGAGUAGGUUCAGAACUGUUUCUAGUGGUGCCAUUGCUUUCUUGAAAUAGAGCUACUUGUGCAGGUUUUUUAUAACACACACACACAUACACACACACACACACACACACACAUGCGCACACACACACACACUUAAGAAAAAGAGAACGAAAGAAUAGUGUUUAUAAAUUGGAAAAUACUAGGGACUAUGUUUGUUGACACACAAAAGAGCUCAGAUCCCUAAUGGGUGCAACUACAAAGGCCAAUUGAAAUUUGGCCCUCUACCUAUUUGUGUAGUUAAUCCCUGUGGUUCAAGACUUCAGAAGAAAGCUGGUAAUGAGCUGAAUUUCUCAUUCAGAGGAAAAAAUAGAAAUUGUCUAGAAACACAGGAUGCUUUAGGGGCAGCAUAGAAGUAGGGAGAAUGAACCAGUGGCACUGGAGGGAUCCGUCUCUCUUUCAGUUGGUCUUUAGAAUGGAAGAAUAAUGAACAGGUUAGACCUUCUUUAUUAGCCAGUCUCCACAAGAAGUGCUGGAAAUGCCCAGAGAGAAGAACCAGAAGCUUAUGUCUCUCAAGGUGACAGAGAGAAACGUUUGCAGCUGACAUGGGCUCUACUGUUCUUCCCAGAACUCCACCUGCCAUCCAUCACGUCUCUAUGGAUGUGUUAGCACCUUUCCUGUGCAGGUGGGAACUUGUGAGGAGGCCUCCACAUUUUCUCAGAGAAAAAGGCAAGAUAGUACCACUGUGAGGAGGUAGCUGGCUUCUACUCAGAAGCCUGACAGUAACUAGACCAUGCAUGCCCUUGGACAGUUCACAUUUGUGAUUUUCAUGUACAUCAAGGAGCCUGGCUUUGUUCUCAGUGUACAGAUUUUCCAGAUGUCUCUUGCAGGCCUAUGGGAUGAAAAUAAUCCUCAAAAGGCACUGAAUUGGAGGGUGUUCAAAUCUCUCAUUAACCACUAAUGUUAAUUCAUCCCAAACUCAGAACAUUCUGAGCCAGCUGAUGGUGGUGUUUCUGUUUUAAGUCACUUCAAAUGUAAUCAAAAGGAUUUCAAUGAGAGCUGACUCUUGGAGGUAAAAAUAAAUAUAUUACAAAAAACUCUUUGGUAUAUCAGGUAGCAUAUGAUUCCUAGUGGAGAGACUUGAACAAGUUAAUAAAACAUGUUCCAUUUCUUUGAUUCAUAUUUAGAGACAUAAAUUUAUAUGCACAGGAACAAAGGCUCCAUUUACCAAGUGUGAAUCAUAACAGGCUACCAAGUUCGUUUUUAUUUUCUAGAACAAAGCUGUCAUAGUAUAUACUUAUUAUUGGGUAGAGAAAGAGUUAUUUCUGCAAAGAAAGAGGAAAACAUGGAUUUUGAUAUGGACUAUCUUAUUCAUUAUUCAGUGCCUGUGUCUGAGUGUGUUCAAUGUGGUGUAGCAUAUAAGUCAGUAAUGAAGUACCCUCAACGGGCCAGAAUCAGAGCUUUGUUCCCUGUGCAUAGCUGAAACCAGGGGUCACAAGCUAAGCAUUACAGAAGGUCAGUCCCUGAGCCUGUAUCUUUUGCGCCACUUUGUUCAUGGGUAAUUUAAACAUAGGACCACCAAACAAUAAAAACUUACCCUGAAUCUGGUAGAAAAGUCAAAGCUGCACCAGCUGCAUAUAGCAUAUUCUAAUGUAAGUAGAACUAUCUGCAUAUAAUGUGACUUAAUUUAUUGUUGUUCUGUGUAGAAAGUGAGGACUAAUGACUGUGGAUAGAGCCCUGUUUUGUAUAAUAUAUUUUAUUUCUGGUGCAAAAUUUAAGCAAUCUACUUCUUCGGGUUUUUGGAUAGAAUUGUGUAUGUGUUCUUGUAAAGGUUUCUAUUCAGCAAGAAUACCACAUAGCCCAAAUAUAACCAUAUGUUCUCAUUAAAAGUAUACUCUACAGAA
Mastomys coucha (southern multimammate mouse) is the source of this 7848-nucleotide messenger RNA. RefSeq names its product natriuretic peptide receptor 3 (gene Npr3). Gene Ontology annotation, biological process: regulation of blood pressure; vasodilation. Gene Ontology annotation, cellular component: membrane. The record is from RefSeq and is a predicted model, not a curated record. Lineage: Eukaryota; Metazoa; Chordata; Mammalia; Rodentia; Muridae. The coding region runs from base 964 to 2574 and encodes 536 amino acids. Gene Ontology annotation, molecular function: peptide hormone binding; natriuretic peptide receptor activity. The transcript has 8 exons.